This is a messenger RNA of Lachancea fermentati, 1944 nucleotides long. The record is from the annotation of a GenBank genome assembly. Lineage: Eukaryota; Fungi; Ascomycota; Saccharomycetes; Saccharomycetales; Saccharomycetaceae.
AUGCAACUAUCCUGGAAAGAUAUCCCCACUGUUUCAACGUCCAAUGACUUGCUGGAUAUUGUGCUGAACAGGACUCAAAGAAAGACGCCUACCGUUAUUAGGCCGGGUUUCAAGAUCACCAGAAUAAGAGCCUUUUACAUGCGUAAGGUGAAAUAUACCGGUGAAGGAUUUGAAGAGAAGUUUGAUGAGAUUUUGAAAGGAUUUCCUAACAUCAACGAUGUUCAUCCAUUCCACAGGGAUUUAAUGGAUACUCUUUACGAGAAAAACCACUACAAAGUGUCCCUGGCUGCUGUCUCGAGGGCCAAAACGUUGGUAGAGCAGGUUUCCAGAGACUAUGUGAGACUUUUGAAGUUUGGUCAAUCGUUAUUCCAAUGUAAGCAACUAAAGAGAGCUGCUCUAGGUAGAAUGGCUACGAUUGUCAAGAAAUUGAAGGAUCCUCUAGUUUAUUUGGAACAAGUCCGUCAACAUUUGGGCAGAUUGCCAUCUAUUGACCCAAAUACCAGAACUCUGUUAAUUUGUGGUUAUCCUAAUGUUGGUAAAUCUUCUUUCUUGAGAUGCAUCACCAAAGCAGAUGUCGAGGUUCAACCAUAUGCUUUCACAACUAAAUCCUUGUACGUUGGGCAUUUCGAUUACAAGUACCUGAGAUUUCAGGCAAUUGAUACUCCAGGUAUUCUGGAUAGACCUACUGACGAAAUGAACAACAUCGAAAUGCAGUCCAUUUAUGCGAUUGCCCAUUUGCGUUCAUGUGUUUUAUACUUUAUGGACUUAUCAGAACAAUGUGGUUUCACCGUCGAAGCUCAAGUGAAAUUGUUUCACUCUAUCAAGCCAUUAUUCGCAAACAAAUCUGUCAUGGUUGUUGUAAACAAGACUGAUAUCAUCAGACCAGCUGAUUUGGACGAAGAGCGUGCUAAGUUAUUGCAAACUAUUGCUGAUUUUCCAGGUGUUGAAAUUAUGGAAACUUCUUGUCAUGAAGAAGAUAAUGUGAUGGCGGUAAGAAAUAAGGCGUGUGAAAAACUUCUAGCGUCAAGAAUUGAGAACAAAUUGAAGUCUACUUCAAGGAUCAAUAACGUUUUGAACAAAAUCCAUGUCGCCAAGCCUCAAGCAAGGGAUGAUGGUAUUGAAAGAACUCCUUAUAUUCCAGAGAUCAUUAAAACCAUGAAGAAAUACGAUCCCGAGGAUCCUAAUAGAAGAAAGCUCGCCAGAGAUAUCGAGGCUGAAAAUGGUGGUGCGGGUGUGUUCAACGUGAAUUUGAAGGACAAAUAUAUUCUAGAGGACGACGAGUGGAAAAACGAUGUCAUGCCAGAGAUCAUGGAUGGUAAGAACGUCUAUGACUUCUUGGACCCGGACAUUGCUGCAAAGCUACAAGCCCUAGAAGAAGAAGAAGAGAGAUUAGAAGCUGAAGGCUUUUACAACUCUGACGACGACGAGGAAAAUUUUGAGGGCCUAGAGGCCGACGAAAUCUCUGAUAUAAGAGAAAAAGCUGCUUGGAUAAGGGAUAGACAGAAGAAGAUGAUUGUCGCUGCUAGAAACAGAAAGGCUUUGAAAAAUCGCGCUGUUAUGCCACGUUCCAAAAUUGCCAAAUCCUUUGGCGACAUGGAGAAGCAUAUGUCUUCGUUGGGUCACGAUAUGGCAUCUCUUCAAGGGAAGCAAAGAUCAGCUAUCCAAAGAAACAAACAUGCGGAAACUGGUGCCGAUGUCGUCUUUGGAGAUGCAGAAGCCACUUCUUCAUCCGCUAAUGGUGGUAAGUUGAGGCAAUCAGAUAGACUGCUGGAUGGUGUAGCCGAUGGUUCGAUGAGAUCGAAGGCUGAUAGGAUUGCCAAACUGCAGAGAAGAGACAGAAAUAGGGACGCGAGACAAGGUGAGGCCGACAGGCACGCGACUGCCUCAUUGGCUAAGCAUUUGUUUAGUGGUAAGCGUGGUAUUGGUAAAACUGAUUUCCGCUGA